Molecule: messenger RNA, 660 nt
Organism: Mytilus californianus (California mussel)
Lineage: Eukaryota; Metazoa; Mollusca; Bivalvia; Mytilida; Mytilidae
Exons: 3
Coding region: 1-660 (219 amino acids)
Source: RefSeq, a predicted model, not a curated record
AUGAGUUUCAUAUCCGCAUUUUUUAAAACCGAAUCUGCGGAGUUGGCUUACAUGAAACAGAUGAUGAAGUAUAUUGACUCACGGUUUGAUCAAAUGGAUAAGCGAUUCGACAAAGAUCUUGGUACUUCCGUUUUGCGUUAUACUGACAGUGACCGCGCGAAGACACAAUUAUUUCUUCGCGGAGUAAUGCAACUUCUCUUGCAGGCUAUUAAGAUAUAUCAAUUUGCCACUGAACUAUUCAAUCUUCUUUCUGGAAAGUACUACUGGAGGGAUUGGAUUGUUGUAUCCUAUAACCCCAUAUACGGACACUCCAACCAUAUGAUGCGUGUCACAGGAGGACACACGCUAUUUAGAAAACAUGGACGAAACCUGUUAGUUACAAGUGUGGACAAGAAUCAAACGGUCAUGAAUAUAUCAAGAGCUAAACAGAAAUUGAGAACAAAAGUAUCCGUGAAAGUCUGGGAUAAAAGAUUCGCAGUGUAUGAAUCUCGCAAGGCAAAAGAUAUAUUUUUCCAUGUAGAUCACUCAGGAGCCUCAAUAGGAGCCUCACUAGUUAGUGUCAUAACAUGUAGAGCGUCGGGAGUAGCUUUCAGAGGUCACAAUAAGAGGAUCAUAAUCGAUAGAAGAUGUCCAUAUGAUUGGAUAAUCAUGUGGGGUUGA